AUGACUUCAGCUUCACCUAGAGUUUCUAUUGACAGUGUUCCUAAAUUAAAACUUAAACAGCGUUGCGUUAUUAGUAAAAUGAUCUUGAAUAAUUUUAAGUCGAAUUUUGGUAAACAGGAAAUAGGUCCGUUUAACGAGUCAUUUUCUGCUGUCGUCGGACAAAAUAAUUCGGGAAAAUCAAAUGUUAUCGAUGCGUUUUUAUUUGUAUUCGGUAAUCCGGCAAAUAAAAUGAAUCAAGCAAAAUUAUCAGAACUUAUUCAUUCAUCACAGGGAUGUGAAAAUCUGAAUGAUUGCAGUGUUGAUAUAUAUUUUGAAGAAAUUCUUGACUUGCCUGGUUCGGAUAAUUAUGAGAUUCUAACUCAAUCUCAAUUGGUUAUCUCGCGUCAAGCUUUUCGCAAUAAUACAAGCAAGUAUUUCAUAAAUGGAAGACAAAGCGAUUACAUCGAAGUUACAAAUCUUUUGAAAACGAAACCCAAAGCACUAGUGCAUGAGGAUGAACUCUUAGAAUAUAUUGAAGACGUUAUCGGAACUUUUAAAUAUAAAGUCUCUCUUGAAGAAGCAAGUGAAAAGUUUGAAACAUUGGAUGAAGACCAAUCAGAAAAAUUAAAUUGCGUUAAAAUAGUUGAAAAGGAAAAACAAAGUUUAGAGGCCAAGAAAAAAGAUGCAAAAGAUUAUCUCCGAGAUGAAAACACGUUACCUUUGAAACAGUCCGCCCUUUAUCAAAAAAAAUUUCUAGAAUGUAAGAUUAAUACUGAAAUAUCAACUAAUGCUGUGGUAGCAGAAUUGGCAAAUUAUGAGAGAGAGAAAAAGAAACACGCAAUUUCUAAACAGAAGAAAUUUACAAUGGCAAUUUCUAAAGAUCGUCAUGGACUUUCGGAAGCGAAAACAGCAAUACGAUUUAAUGAACAGAAUUUGGAAGUAAUGGUGGGCUUAGAAAAAUCUUUAAAAGCCCAAGAAAAGGAACUUGAAAAAAUCAGACAAAUCUUAGAGGCAGAAGAAGAUGCUGUCACGUUUAGACUUAGAGAAUCAUAUUUGAAAAAGAAACUAGAAAUCUUAUCUAUAAAGAAUCAAAUUGAUGACAAGAAACUAGAAAUUCAACAAUUGGACACUGAUAUAAAGCAUUACCUUAGUAAGUUCAACUCUAUUCUUGCCGAUUUUCGGGAAAGAGAUGAUGAGACGAAAAAACUUUUAGAAGCUUCUCAGUCUAGAGAACAAGUUCUUAGCAGCUUGAUAAAACUCAAAGAUAGUGGUCGUAUAAAAGGAAUUUAUGAUCGUUUGGGUAACCUUGGUGUCAUUGAUGAUAAAUACGAUGUCGCGAUUUCAAAUGCUUUUCCUGCAUUGAACAGUAUCAUAGUUGAUUCUGCUGAAGUUGGACUAACUUGUAUAGAAUAUCUUAAAAGAAACAAUUUAGGUUACGCCACGUUCAUUCCUUUGAAAGAACUUCCUACCAUGGACAUGCGCCCGAUACCAACACCUGAAAAUGUUCCCCGACUUUUUGAUCUUAUUAGGCCGAAAGAUGACAUGUUUAUCCCAGCAUUUUAUAAUGUGUUACAGGAUACUUUGGUUGCCCAAAAUCUAAAACAAGCUAUUAGGAUCGCAUUUGGUAAAACUCAAUGGAGCGUAAUGACUUUAAGAGGUGAAUUGGUUGGAAAAAAUGGCACUCUAAGUUUCGGAUCCGACAUAGUAUCUGAGAAAGAAGAAAAAUUGAAAAAAGAACGAUUCUACUUUGAAAUGCAGAAAGAAUUUAAUGAAAAAUUUAGACCUUUACAAUCUAAACUUCAAGAGAAAAAGGAUCAACUUUCUAAAUUAAAGUUUGAACUAUCGAAGAUAAAGAUGGAAGCUAAUGCUUGCGCAAAAAGGAUUAAAAUAGCCGAAUACUGCUAA
Molecule: messenger RNA, 1884 nt
Organism: Funneliformis caledonium
Lineage: Eukaryota; Fungi; Glomeromycota; Glomeromycetes; Glomerales; Glomeraceae
Source: the annotation of a GenBank genome assembly